CCAAGGCCUGCUACUGACACUGCUGGGCCAUCUAAGCAAGGCAGACAGAGGGAAUUGGAUGAGGCUCUUCUGAACAUGGUGGUGAAGGAUCUGCAGCCCUUCACCAUCGUGGAGGAUGAGGGUUUCAGGGCCUUUGUGAACAAGCUUGAUCCAAGCUAUGUCCUCCCAUCCCGGAAGGUGCUUAAAACAAUGGUCAGCGAAAGGUACAACACAACCAAGGAGAAGACAAUGGAGGACCUACAAAAGGCGGAAUUUGUUAGCCUUACGGCUGACAUGUGGUCUUCCAUUAAUAUGGAUGGAUAUCUUGGUGUAACAUGCCAUUACAUAACACCAGAGGCAACAAUGGCAACUGUUUUACUGGGUGUAAGGAGGUUUUACCAAACCCACACAGCCCAGCAUCUCAUGGAGGCUAAAGCCUUGCUAAUGGCUGAGUGGGGAAUAACCUCCAAAGUUCACUGCAUGGUGACUGACAAUGCAUCCAACAUGAUCCUAAGUGCCCUGCUACUCAACCUUCGCCAUGUCCCAUGUUUUGCUCAUAAUUUGAAUUUGAUAGUGAAAAAGGCCCUGGAUCAAACCCCAGUCAUCAAUGAAAUUCGCCAGAAAGCCAGAAAGAUAGUGGGGUUGUUCAGAUCCAGCUGCAAAGCAAAGGACAAGCUUGUGGAGAUGCAGAGCUUGAUGGGCAGACCAAGUCUGAAAAUGAUACAGGAGGUUGAAACGAGAUGGAACAGCACAUUCGACAUGCUACAACGCUUGUAUGAGCAACGUGAGCCAGUGGCUGCUGCACUUGCCAAUUUAAACAGUGAUACUGCUCCCCUGACAAGUCUUGAGUAUGACAUUAUUCAACAGUCAUUGACACUUCUUCAACCAUUCAAACUAGCAACAACAGAGAUGUCAGAGGAACAGAGAGUGUCUGCUUCAAAGCUCAUACCAUUGUACAGGAUGUUGCAGCACAAGUAG
Molecule: messenger RNA, 957 nt
Organism: Xyrauchen texanus (razorback sucker)
Lineage: Eukaryota; Metazoa; Chordata; Actinopteri; Cypriniformes; Catostomidae
Product: zinc finger BED domain-containing protein 4-like
Exons: 3
Coding region: 76-957 (293 amino acids)
Source: RefSeq, a predicted model, not a curated record